AGAAUUCAAACCAACAACUCCUUCUGUUGGUGCCACGAAAAAAUGUAUAAAGAACUAAAACCACAUGUUUCGAAGAAAAAACUGGACCUAACACUUUUUAAGAACACUAUACCUUCGACGAUCCCACUUGAACGAAUAUCUCCUCUUGAUCCCUGCAAAACUAAAACGGUUUGAGCCAGGUAAUCUAAAAUAUUAAAACUUUUAAAAUUAUUUAUUGGUGUAUUUAUGUGUCGGUGUGUGAUCGGUAAAUUUUAAAAACGAAAAAAUGGCUUGCAACUACAUGCCUCCAUCGCAACCGAUGGAGAUCGCGAAAAAUUCCGAUACGAUGUCGGAGAUAUCGGAAACGGGCACAACGACUUCAGGAUGGAACUCAAACUGGGACUCAAAGGAAGAACUGAAGGAUUUCGUGACGAAAUUAGGACUCAAAGACGUAGCUGACUUAUACCAGGACCGUUUCAGAGUUGAUAGGAAAAAGUUGGAACAUAUGCUUACAGGUGAUAAUGAAGCACUCAUUCCAGCAGAUGUAUUUUUCGCAAAAAUUAUGGAAGACACUGACACAUAUAUUACAUGGCCCAACCGGUUGAAAAUAGGAGCGAAAUCGAAAAAAGAUCCUCAUGUAAGGAUUGCAGGUAGACCAGAAGAUGUUCAAGCUGCAAAGGAUAGGAUCAUGACUAUUUUGAAUACAAGGUGUAACCGUGUUACAAUGAAAAUGGACAUAAGCUAUACGGAUCACUCCCACAUAAUCGGUAGAGGUGGUCUUAGCAUUAAACGUGUGAUGGAAGAAACGCAAUGCCAUGUCCAUUUUCCUGACUCAAAUCGAUCUAACCCGUUGGAGAAAAGCAACCAAGUGUCCAUAUCUGGUGACAUUGAGGGAGUGGAGAACGCUAGAAGCCGCGUCAGGGAAUUAAUACCUUUGAUAUUCGGUUUUGAGUUACCGAUAAUGUCCCAAAACGUGGACACUUCAUCCUCGUACUUAUUGAAGAUUCAGGAACAGUACAAGGUUCAGGUUAUGUUCAAAACAAGACCCAAGCUACACGCAACUCUAGUGCUGGUGAAGGGCGUUGAGUGGGAGGUAGAGCAAGUGAAAAGAGCUACUUUGUUGCUGAUGGAAUUUCUCUGUGACAAUUUAGCGAGUCAAAUUCCGAUUCAGAUGUCAAUGGAAAUAUCUCCGCAUCAUCACCCGGCUGUUUUGGGCAAAAAUCAUUCGAAUCUCAAAGCUAUAAUGAAGUACACCAAUUGCCAGAUUAUGUUUCCCGAUGCCCAAGAUCCGAAUAUUCCAAACUUGAAGAAGAGCAACAUAAACAUCACUGGAAAUAUUCUCAAUGUUUACAAGGCACGUCAGCUACUGAUGGGUAGCCUGCCUCUGAUUAUAAUUUUUGAUCUCCCGGAAGACUCUACCACUUUAAGAACCAGACCAGAACAUAUUGCUUACAUUCAGACUAACUGUGAUGUGACUAUAAACAUAAGGCAGAAGGCGAAGCAAAAUACGAAGGCAUGCGUUAUAAAGGGCAUCGAAAAAAAUGCAGACAAUAUCUACCGCGCCCGCCACCUAAUCCUCGGCCUGACGGACCAACCAGUACACGCUGGCAUCCCCGCCAGUUACCACCUACCGGCAACGGCCACCUCCACUGCAAACUCCCCCUUCCAAGACACUCCCGCUUCUGCCAGCCUAGCUCCGCCCUCUGUGAGCCCGAUGCUGUCGCCGGGCGGAGUAUGGCCGCUUCCUGCCACGCCUAAUCACGUGACCACGCCUACGCCUCCUACCAACACGUUCGUCGGCUUUGGCGUUCACCAACCGCAUUUCCUGUACGACCAUGUGGGCGGAACUACAUCCAGGCCACAGAGUGCCGGGGCGGGACAGUAUUCUAUGGGCAGUAGCGGUUUCCACUCACUGAACCAAACAUCAAAGUCGUUGGAUCACAGCAAAGAUUCUACAAUAUCAAGCAACAGCUCUGGUUCUGUCACUAGUCCAGGGUAUGCUAAUCGACCAGAAAACGACGAUAAUGAGUGGGAAUCCGCAUUGCCCGUCUUCUCUGCUGGAUACCACGGCCCAACGGUGGAUAAACGACAGGAUAAAGUAGCUUUUGGUGCUUCUGAUUAUGAAAUCAAGCGUAUUGCAGGUCUAAGAGCAAUGCAGGCCAAACCAUCUCCCAAUUCAUACAGGGUACCUACCAACGCCUGGUGUGGAUAUGGAGUCAGUUAUACCAGCCCUAUAUCUGUUACCGAUAGGCGUAACAGUAAGGAUGACGACGUAUGGAAGAUGUCAAGCGGCAACGGUUCGAGACAGAGUGACAGCUACGCUUCUCCCUCUACAUCAGCGGCAAUGAACAUGAGCAACGCAUUGGACCACACUCCCAACCACCACGUGCUGAGCAACUUAUCAACCUCUGACUGGCGCGACCUGACCUCGUUACUGACCGCGCUGGGUCUCACAAGGUACAUCGCCAUCUUCACGACGCACGAGAUCGAUUUGGGCACGUUCACCACAUUGACGGAUCAAGAUUUGAUCGAUAUCGGCAUCAGCGCAUUUGGGGCUCGCAGGAAGAUAUUGCUGGCGAUAUCUGAAAUGAACAAGAGGACUACUCCUUUUGCUGCUGCCCCAGGUGCUGAAAGGUCUCCAUCUAAUUCAAGCUACUGAUAAUUAUUAUAUUAUUAGGUAAAUCAAUUUUUGUGUGUUCCAUAUUUUUGUCAAAAUAAUAUGGUAUGUCUUUGAACUUAUCUAUGUUGAGUGAUAGAUUAUUAUUUAUUCAUAUUUCUGUCGAGUUUUCAAGCUAGUUCUGUACUUCAAUUGUAAUGGUAUUUUUAAAUAUUUGUCAACGCUUAUAUGUUGUUUUUUCUGUUGUGAUACUCGUUUUAUAUAUACAUAUUUGAUAAUUGAUUAACAAGCAAACAACAAUCUCAUUGGACACAGAAUCAACUAGAUUUUUUUUGAAAAUAAAUGUAAGGCAUAAAGAUGGAACUAUAUCUGUUAUGUCUGCCUACAUAAAAUUCAAAAAAGUCUAAGGCAGCAAUCUGAAGGCAGAUUUGGAGAAUAUCAGAAAACUGUCAUAGUGUCUAUUUUAAUGAUUUCGAUAAAAUGUUGACAGCAAAAUAAGUCAUGUAUUUUGUAACAAAUGUAGUAUCGGUAAGAUACCAUCAAUUUUUCGAAUUCUUGAUUGUUAAAAGUUUUUUAGUUUGCCAUGUUUAGCUCACUAGACAUAACUGUUUGUUGACAUUGGUGUUGAUAUUUGUAUUUUUUAUAAUUUGUUAUAAAACAUAUGUAUGUUCAAACUUAUUCUAUAUUUACUUGUAACUACUUUAUGAUAUUCUUUUAACCUGCCUUUUAAGAUUAAUAGUCACUAUUUUUAACCAAGUACCUGUUAGUUUUUUACCAACAAAUGAUUGUGAUAUUUUAACAACUUGUUACAAAAAAAUACUUCUAUACAUCUUGUCAUUUUCAGAAUGUUUCUAUCUUAUAUGUUUAAUUAUUUAUGUAUUUAUAUUUUAGGUAUAGCUAUUUUAUAUGGAUUGAUUUUUGUAAGCAAAAGUUUUAAUUUAUUUUUCACUUUACUGAUUAUUGAUUGAUUAAAUAUUUUAAAUGAUGAAUUAAAACUUUUGUAUUUUGCUAUAUUUAUGUACUUAUUAUAUAAACUAUACUAGUUAUUUGUAUUAUUUAUAUACUAGUAUUAAGUAUAUUAAUUAUGUUAUGAAUAUUACUGAUAUACUACAUGUUUUUGAUACUGAUAUUUAUCUAUUUUUGUACAAUGAAAAUGGGGUAUGAGUUAC
Acanthoscelides obtectus is the source of this 3765-nucleotide messenger RNA. Lineage: Eukaryota; Metazoa; Arthropoda; Insecta; Coleoptera; Chrysomelidae. The record is from the annotation of a GenBank genome assembly.